UCCGGUCCCGUCCGGAGCGCUCCGGAGGUUGUGGCUGCACAGGCCCUUGCGCCAGGUCGGCCGUGGAGGGCGGCGGAGCCUGCCGGGCGGGGAGAGGCGCGGCGGCGAACGGGGCGGCCGCGGUCCGGGCCGGGGACGCGAGCGGCGGGCGAAAGCGUAGCCUUUCCGCAGCUGAGCGUGAAGGGAUGGAAGCUCUUUAACUUUUAUGAAGUUAUUGCUACUCUGACCUACGACACUCUCCGGUUUGCUGAGUUUGAAGAUUUUCCUGAGACCUCAGAGCCCGUUUGGAUACUGGGUAGAAAAUACAGCAUUUUCACAGAAAAGGACGAGAUCUUGUCUGAUGUGGCAUCUAGACUUUGGUUUACAUACAGGAAAAACUUUCCAGCCAUUGGGGGGACAGGCCCCACCUCGGACACAGGCUGGGGCUGCAUGCUGCGGUGUGGACAGAUGAUCUUUGCCCAAGCCCUGGUGUGCCGGCACCUAGGCCGAGAUUGGAGGUGGACACAAAGGAAGAGGCAGCCAGACAGCUACUUCAGCGUCCUCAACGCAUUCAUCGACAGGAAGGACAGUUACUACUCCAUUCACCAGAUAGCGCAAAUGGGAGUUGGCGAAGGCAAGUCCAUAGGCCAGUGGUACGGGCCCAACACUGUCGCCCAGGUCCUGAAGAAGCUUGCUGUCUUCGAUACGUGGAGCUCCUUGGCGGUCCACAUUGCAAUGGACAACACUGUUGUGAUGGAGGAAAUCAGAAGGUUGUGCAGGACCAGCGUUCCCUGUGCAGGCGCCACUGCGUUUCCUGCAGAUUCCGACCGGCACUGCAACGGAUUCCCUGCCGGAGCUGAGGUCACCAACAGGCCGUCGCCAUGGAGACCCCUGGUACUUCUCAUUCCCCUGCGCCUGGGGCUCACGGACAUCAACGAGGCCUACGUGGAGACGCUGAAGCACUGCUUCAUGAUGCCCCAGUCCCUGGGCGUCAUCGGAGGGAAGCCCAACAGCGCCCACUACUUCAUCGGCUACGUUGGUGAGGAGCUCAUCUACCUGGACCCCCACACCACGCAGCCAGCCGUGGAGCCCACUGAUGGCUGCUUCAUCCCGGACGAGAGCUUCCACUGCCAGCACCCGCCGUGCCGCAUGAGCAUCGCGGAGCUUGACCCGUCCAUCGCUGUGGGGUUUUUCUGUAAGACUGAAGAUGACUUCAAUGAUUGGUGCCAGCAAGUCAAAAAGCUGUCUCUGCUUGGAGGUGCCCUGCCCAUGUUUGAGCUGGUGGAGCUGCAGCCUUCACAUCUGGCCUGCCCCGACGUCCUGAACCUGUCCCUAGGUGAGAGCUGCCAAGUCCAGGUGGGGUCCCUCGGAGGUACGAUCUGUGCCCUUGCUUCCCCAGUCCUGGCCCCCUUGGUUUUGACCAUUAAGGUGUGUGUGAGCCUGAGCCGUGAGCACUUGGCAGUGGUUCGCCUGUGAGACCAGGUAUGGAGUGGAGCGUCCCCUCCUCCAAGCUUGCGCCCAGCAGCCCAGGACCCACCUCGUCUUCCCCACCAGCGCUGCCUGCCCGGGCGCUGUGGAGCUGGGCGUGCUACCAUGGAGUCCUCAGGGGUCUGGAGCAGACAGAACAUGCAGGCUCUGUGGUGACGCAGUCCUGGGUGGGGGACUGGUUCACUUGGGCACCACUGGCCAUGGGUGGCGUAGACCCCUCGGACCAUGGCCAGCGUGCCGCAGGAGCCGGCCUGGGCUCGUGCAGUGAAGUGAGUGGCCGUGAGCGCGUCCUCCUCAUCUCUGUCUCCCUGUGGGAAACUCUACAAACAAGGCAAUGGCAAUGGAACCACUCCUGAUGACCACGAGGGUCAGACGCGGGACAGAGGCCCCUCAGGCCUGAGAUUGUGCCGGCCGCCCCCUGCCCUCCUCACCCUGCCCUGCUCCUCUUCUCUGCUCCCUCCCCCCAUAUUCGCAGGUCUGCACAACCCCCGGACCUGUUCACACCCGCAUGGGGACAGCUGUCUGUGGGCUGCAGAGCAGGCACUGCUCAGUCUGCCCCACGCCAAGGGCCCUUGACUCACACCCAGGUGGCCCACCCAAGAUGCCUGAUGCGCUAUGUCCUGUUCCUUCUAGAUUCUUCUGAUGUAGAGCGACUGGAAAGAUUCUUCGACUCAGAAGAUGAAGACUUUGAAAUCCUGUCCCUUUGAAAAUCCUGGGGUCGGGGGUGGCACCUGUGAGAGCCUGGGGCUCCUGGUGCCGCUGCGUUUCAUCCAUCCCGCCCGCUCGCCUGCCGAGGGCUGCGCCCCGUGCUGCCUCCCCCCAGAGGGCCACCCGCUGUGCUCGUGGACUGAGGCUGCGCUGCCCGGGAGGCCUUACUGCUUGGUGUCAGACUGCCCAGCUCAGAGUGCCCGUCAGGGCCUGUGCAUCCGCACGCGGAGCCGUCUGUUAGGAGCUUCCAGAGUGUUCUCUCGACACUGCCAGCCCCGUGUUAGCACCUGGGCCUCAGUCCCACUUGCUCCCAGGCGCCGGUUCUGUGGUUGGUUUGGAAUUAAAGUCCUGUUUGAAGUUGUCAGACACAGACAUGAAUUUCUGGGCGCUCCCUGAGUCAGAGUCUCAGAAGACCUGUGCAGGCUGGCGUGAGAGGAGCGGCAGCCACACUGCGGCCCCACGCCCAAGGACUGGGCUGCUCUCGAGGGGGGCGCGCCCACCGCUGUGUCCUCUCUGCCCAGCCUGGCUUACCAAGGGCUACCUCAGUGGGAGAUGAGGUUGGAGGAACGAAGGCGAGGUUCCUCCUUGCUUUGGGGAGAAAAGUAUUCAGGAAGUGGGUGUGUGGGAAACCUGAAGAUGGCGUGCACAGGACACAGCGUGGGCGGCCUGGGCAGAAGGGCGGCUGGCUGUCCUGGAGCUGCUGCUGGAGCCUGCCCUCAGAGUGUCCCUUUCCAGUGCUGUGGCAUUCUGUGGCAGCUUCCCCAGGUGUGGUGACGGGGGGGGGGCGGGGCCUCCACCUGUGACAGCCAGGCUUGAGGGUGGACGGCGUGCCUCUCCCAGGAGCCUUCCCCAUGUCCUUGCCUUGCUGAGAAUUGCCCUCCCAUGCCGCUGAGGUGUUAGGUGGUUUAGGGCCAAAAGGGGAAAACCACUUGAGUCUUGUGGUGUGUGGUGGGCAGACACCACAGGGUGGCAUCACCUGGUGGCAUUUCCAGAACCUCAGCCCCGAUUCCAGCACCCACCACCGCCUGACCCUGUGUAACCUGCUGUCCCGGGUCCCAGAGUGCACUCUGCCCCGCUGCUCUGCUGCCUGUCCUGGGAAAGUAUCUUUGCCCCACUAGGAAAUGUAAACAGGAGGGCUUGGGGAGCGUGGGCACUUUUCUCAUGAGCAGCUACUGCGGCGUUGGCAGGACUCGCUGCUGCUGCUGCUGCUUGUGUAGGUCGGGGAGCCAGAGAUCCCCGAGGACGCGCGCCGGACAGUCGGCACUGACCGGCCCACCUGGUAGCAGAGGACACCCCCAGCCCCCCAAGCAUUGAAGACAUAGUGUAUUUCCUCGUAUCCUUUCUCCCUUGGGUGUAGUUGGGGUGGGGAAGCAGGGAAGGCUGGUGCGAUCUCCAUUCCUUGGGCUCCACGUCCGAGUUCAUGGUGCGCCGCUGUGCUGGGAGCUGCAGUGGUAAUGUGUGGGACACCUUGACCAAAGGGGAGCUUUGUCUCGUGUGUUUUGAAAAAGGCUUAAUGAAGAGAAUGUUGUUCAUUCUUAGUAGUAUAGUUUGCAAUUCUUAAUGGCAAAUAAUAAGUUUCAGUAGAAAACAAA
This is a messenger RNA of Homo sapiens (human), 3767 nucleotides long. It is a transcript of the gene ATG4B, whose product is annotated as autophagy related 4B cysteine peptidase. NCBI's taxonomy places the organism in Eukaryota, Metazoa, Chordata, Mammalia, Primates, Hominidae. Gene Ontology annotation, molecular function: cysteine-type peptidase activity; protein-phosphatidylethanolamide deconjugating activity. The record is from RefSeq and is a predicted model, not a curated record. The transcript has 12 exons. Gene Ontology annotation, cellular component: cytoplasm; endoplasmic reticulum; cytosol. Bases 430 to 1455 code for a protein of 341 amino acids.